AUGGGUUCAAGAAUCAGACCUCACAAACCCAAAUACCUCCAAGCCAUUCUUAAGGAAACCUUAUGCCUACACCCACCUGGCCAAAUCACAGGCCUCUGUGAGGCCAUGAAGGACUAUCAUCUUGGUGGCUACUUCGUCCCCAAGGGCACUCAUUUGCUAGUCAACAUUUGGAAGUUGCAGCGGGAUCCACGCAUGUGGGCCAACCCUUGUCAGUUUCAACCUGAGAGGUUCAUGACCACUCAUGCUGACGUGGAUUUCAAAGGUCAAAGUAAUUUCAAGUAUAUUCCAUUUAGUGCAGGUAGAGGUUUUUCUAGCUCCACGCCUUCCUCUUCAGCUUUACCAAUGCCUUUGAAGUACUUUGGUUUGAUAUCAUAA
Pyrus x bretschneideri (Chinese white pear) is the source of this 375-nucleotide messenger RNA. RefSeq names its product dimethylnonatriene synthase-like. Gene Ontology annotation, biological process: defense response to other organism. NCBI's taxonomy places the organism in Eukaryota, Viridiplantae, Streptophyta, Magnoliopsida, Rosales, Rosaceae. The record is from RefSeq and is a predicted model, not a curated record. Gene Ontology annotation, molecular function: monooxygenase activity; oxidoreductase activity, acting on paired donors, with incorporation or reduction of molecular oxygen; heme binding. The transcript has a single exon. The coding region runs from base 1 to 375 and encodes 124 amino acids.